Molecule: messenger RNA, 4129 nt
Organism: Haliotis rufescens (red abalone)
Lineage: Eukaryota; Metazoa; Mollusca; Gastropoda; Lepetellida; Haliotidae
Exons: 10
Coding region: 2514-3527 (337 amino acids)
Source: RefSeq, a predicted model, not a curated record
UGUUUUCCCAUACCGACUGACGAUUGUCGUAGAACAAAGAUCGUUUCUACAAUAGAGGGCCUCAUUAGUAAUAUUUGAACUAAUAUAUUAUAUUUUGUAAACGCUUUUGCUGGCUGUGACCUAGGCAAACCAUGAUGUUUUUAGAAGAAUCUGCUUUGUUUAAAUCACAAUCACUGAUCCAAACAUGUGCGCCAAUAUGUUAAUCCUUCAAUAAGAUUAUCUUAUCGUGAGAAGAAAGGUGCCGUUUAUGAACUGUGCGUUGCGACUCAACGUUCAACUGAAUUGUGAAAACAUUUUAGUAUUGGGCAGAGACGUCCACAUUAUACAAAUUCUCACUUCCGUUUAAAAAAUCCAAAAUGCAUAUAUACUUAGACGUCUGAUGGCCAGUUACGUUUGAAACGCGUUGAAAAAAGGCUGUUCAUUAUCUUGGAUCGACUUUUUGCAAUGGAAGAGGCAUCACUGCAUGGAAUUUGGUCAGAGUCAGGAGAAAGCUCAGGUAAGACCAAAUAUCUACAUAUUUAUUUAUGUAAAGACAUCGGUUUAUUUCUGUGUAAAUCACCAUAUAGAGGAGAUACAUUAUCGUUCGAUAUUAUUAUAUUAUGCAAAACAUCACACAUAAGAUUAUGAAAUGUUUUCCCUUUCUGAGAUAUUGCUCAUAUCUGACAAAUAUACAAACAGUGUAAAGGAAUCGUUUAGUGCCAUAUACAUGAAUAUAGAAAUGUAAUGACUACUCUAUUAACAUAAGACGUUCGAUAUAGAGUUGUGAACGGACCUAACAAUUUACAUCUACCAUCUUUUAUUAUCUCUGUCGCAGAAAGCACACUUCGUUGUGAACUGCAGUGUUAUAGUGAGAACCUUUGACACAGAAGACAAUUAUUUCUAAAAUAUGUUCUAAAAUAACGUAUCGCUUUACCGUAUGCAUGUACAUAGUAUAACGUUAGUUGUUAUCUAUUAGAUUUUUGAUCCCCGUACAUUGCUAAAACUGCACAAUGCGACACCCGGGUAUACGACUAUUAAAAAACCUCCAAUACAACAAUGUUGAUAAACAAAGAUUAUUUGUGAUAUCUACAAGCAGUGUCACAAUAAAACUGAAGAUUUUGAUUUUGUAUCGCCUAUGAAAAGUAAUUUAUUCUGCAAACAUGCAGUGCCACGGAAACUCUAACUAUCUUUUAUUAAGAAGCUGCAUAUGUGUUAUUUCGUUUAAACAAUUUGUAACUACAGUUUGAAUCCCCUUUUUAACAUGGACAUAUUAUACACUUGAUGAGAUUGUUUGCGCGGCUCAGUUCUCAAUUCACAUGUUUGACAAAUGGCACUAUAAAACGUUGGUAAAAAUAUCAAAAACAGCCUUUUUAAUUUGGAAUAGUAUAUGCCCAAUGACGGUUUGGCAGAAACCACAAAAAAGUAUAGAUUGUCAAUAACAUGUCGCACAUACCGGGCCCUAGUUCAAGAUCAAAGAUAAUUGCCGCCUUGGAAUGUCUAGCGGAAUGAUUGACACCUGUUAUCACUGUAAAUGUCUUGUCAAGGCUUGACUAACGAUGACUCAACGCCAAUUUAAAGAGGACAUUACCACAUGUUUAUUGAUAAACAUUGAGAAUAACCAUAGACAGUAUGGCGCCGCUUAAUUUGACUGUCUGCCGCUUUCACACUGAUUUGACAAUAUGCAUAGGUAACACGCGUUACUGCCGCAUGAGUUUGUUAUUUUCUAUGAUGGGUAGUGAUACGUGUGCGAUUUAUUUGCAAUGAAACUUAGCCAAUUCUCUAUGACAUCGGCAUUUGUGCACGGGAACCACGGCGUGUAUGUUUAUUUCUCUCAAAUUAAUUAUUAAUUACUACAGUCACCUACUACAAUAUUUUGGGUUAUUUGUCAUUUGGAUAUUUUCUUAAUAACUUAAGACAAAUAAUUGAUAUAUGAAUUAUUUAUAUUAAUAUGAAUUCAGGCUCUUGAAAUAGAGUUUAUUAACAUCAUUCCUCUAUUUGGCUGGCAUUUUGAGUAGAUUGUUCUGACUAAAUCUAGUUCCACCAUGCAAACUACAUGUUUUCCUCUGAAUUUAUAAUCAGUAUCUCUUCAAUUGUAAUUAUUCUACCUGCGUUUUAUGUUAUAAGAAAACCGAACAGUUAUCAUCAUUCGAUAGGACAAAGGCUUAACUAUGCUUCUUACCCAAACUACCAAACUAAGUAUUCAGAUGUGUGACCAUAUCCCUACAAACACGCUAAAACCAAGCAAUCCCAUUUCACUUACAUAUUGUUUGAAACACAUGCUAGUCAAUCGCAAAAUACUGAUUCGCAUUUUAGAUUCAAGGUAAGCAAUGCAUUAUAUACUUACAACAUAUUUAUCAUGUUCAAUUUAAGGAUCCGAAUACCAGAUCGACGAGGAGGACAAGAGUGACACAUCGUCGGAAUUUGCCACCAAUUACCAGAGUCCAGUCAAGCGCAAGAACAAAAUCUUGAGACAAAGGGAAGAAAAUGGAAAAAAGAAUAGAUUAGGAAGCGGUCCAGUUGCCUCAUCUACACCUAUGACAAGAGUUUACGACUUUUCAGAUGGAGAAGAUGACGGUCAGGACUUACUGAGAAGAGCCUCAAGCUGUAAGAAACAAGCUGCAAUUCAAGCUGAGACUCCUCGUAUGAGACAAGGAAAGUCAAUCCCCUAUGCGGAAUUUCUCCAACUCAUGAGGGUCAUGGAAGGACGACUUCACAGGGCCAUUACAGAUUUGAAGGGCGAAGUCGGCGACCUUAAAAAGGAAAUUGGAAACUUAAACAGCGAGGUUAGAGACCUCAAGAGCAAACUUACUGAAAAGAAUACACAGGUUACCGCCCUAACUGCAAAAGUUACACGUUUGGACAACAGGGUCCAGGAACCAACACAAACUUCGACCAAAUCCAGCAAAGUCAGUACAAACAUAAGGGCAGCAUUGAAGGCAGCGAUCGACCAUGCUGAAACUGAGAAAGGGUGGACUAUGGAGCCUAUGUUCACGUUGGAGUCCGCACAGAAUCGACAAGUUGUCAAAUACAUCUGGGACUUUUCUAAGGUGAUAGCUCCAAGCAUGACAAAACAGGAAUUUAAAGAUGGUAUGACCAGGAUCAUGUUAACGAAGAAAGAGAAGCUAUCCCGAACACGUAACGGAAAAGAGAAAGAACACACGGACGCGUCCAGAAAGAAUUCAAGGAAACUGACGAAAAGCAGAAACCGUGUAACUGGCAUUGAAAAAUCCGAACUACCUCAUCACACAAGGACCAAGUACAUUCGAGUAAUGAAAAAAACGCAGCUCAUGUCGUCAGAAGAGAGUUCGGUCGACGAGGAUGGCAACCGGGUCUUCAAUGUGAGAAGGAGGGACUGGGAGAGUCAUGAAAUGAGGGCCGCUAAAAAAGUGGCCGACGAGACAUUUAGUAAAACAACCAAGACAGCAGCGUCCAUCGUACCACGGACGAGACGAAUUACAGGUGUCUCGUCAUUUGCACCACCUCCUGCCUGGUUGCAGAAAGAAGACAGCUGGGUCAGCUCAGCACUGACAUACCAUGGAGUAGUUUAGAAUCAUCAUCAUUCAUAUCCUCAUCAGAACAUGCUUACUUACUUACUAAAAGGGGUGUUUUUAUAGGUUAGGAAUUUUAGGGUUUAUUGGCAGCUUGUUUUUUGUCCUUUUUUUUUAAAUGCGGCCAAGUAGGCCUGGUUUGAUUAUAUAGAUGCUUAGUGCUUCAAAGGUUUAAAGUCAUGUAGGGGGUUCAGUACAGUCAUGUGAUUGUUGCAAUUUAGUGAGGAUUGGAGUGUUGUUUGGUCUGUGUUGCUGGUAAUGUGUUCCAUAAAGUAUUGAAUAGGGCGCUCUAAAUGUAAAUGUCACACGGGAAUAAUACGUGUUCGGGCGUUUCUUUUUAAGUUGCAGUGGGGGUAUUUACCGGUUUGGUGGUUUUUUUAAUUAGGUGUAGGUGAGAGCUUAACUUAGUGUGGCCUGUUUGUAGUUUGGUUAUUACUCUGUCAAUGUUUUUGGUUUUAUGAUGGAUAUGUUUUUUUGAGUGGCGUUUUAGUUUGCAAUCAUAUUUCUGAUUGUUAUUUUGCCGCUAUUUUCGUUUGAGAUACUUUUAAUUCCUUUUUUUUUAUUUUGGUAGGUUGAUGCUUGGGAUGCUUACUUCUUCUAAU